Molecule: messenger RNA, 462 nt
Organism: Colletotrichum paranaense
Lineage: Eukaryota; Fungi; Ascomycota; Sordariomycetes; Glomerellales; Glomerellaceae
Exons: 2
Coding region: 1-462 (153 amino acids)
Biological process (GO): regulation of DNA-templated transcription
Molecular function (GO): DNA-binding transcription factor activity, RNA polymerase II-specific; zinc ion binding
Source: RefSeq, a predicted model, not a curated record
AUGGAGUCGGUAGCUGCUGAGGCACCGCCGAUUCCACGCAAGCCAGCAUGCGUUCUUUGCAAAUCGCGGAAAGUCAAGUGCGAUCGCGAGAGCCCGGCGUGCGGAGGCUGCGUCAAGCUAGGCGCAGAGUGUGUACCACGCGAAAACUCAAAGACACGGAACCGGAAGAAGCCCAAUGUUGAACUUCAACGAAGACUGGCGCGAUGCGAGGAACUACUCCAGCAGUUCGUGGCCGCAGAAAAGCGCGAGAAGAGUAGCGAUGGUACUCGUACGGAGCCUAGUCCGAAAAGCGAUACAAGUACAAAGAUUGAGGAUCAGGAUCGGAGCCGGGAUCGCGAAAUGCAAGCGCUCGAGAACUCUCUUGGGAAGCUCGUUAUCGACAAAGGGUCUGUCAGGUUUACUGAUAGCACCCCUUGGGCCACGGUAUUCGAUGAGGUAAAUGCCCUGUCAACGGCCCCUUGA